CCGACUGACUGCCCGCGCAAGCAGAUUUUGGAGCAGCCUGCACCCAUCUUACCAUGUGUUAGUGCGCCUCGCAAAUUCCGUUCUAUUACGGGCAUCAACAAUACUCUACGACGGUAUUAAGACAUGGUCGUCGUGCGGAAAUGGGGCGAAGAUCAUAUCAGCAAGUCCCUCAGACAAAUCGAUUCAAAUACCUGGCUCAUUGGUGGCCUUAUCCUCCAUCGCUCACCGUGUCCAUCCGAUGGGGCGACUUGGAAUGACGACGGCGACUAUUCAAGCUACACAUUGACGGAAGCACCGGUCCCUCUUCCACCUACAACACCGCCUGAUAGCCCGUACAUUAUGCUAGUUCAUGAAGCUGGUGAUGCUUCUGCCGUCUGGUCCAUUGGAAAUAGUGCUUUUUGCAAAGUUCGGUACAUUGAGGAGGGUAUCACACCCGAAUCAAUCACCUUGGACUUUGUCCAGAAUCAACAACCCAGCUUUAUGACACCCAAGGUUAUACAUCAUGCGUUCGGCAAUGAUCGAUCCUACCUGUUCCUCCGCAGGCUCCAAGGUCGGACUCUGGACGUUGCAUGGCCAACCCUGAAUACGCAGUGGCGACUCCACUAUGUUAAUGCCGUGGUAGACGUCUGCAAAGAAAUGGCAGAGUGGAAAGGGCAUAGGGUUGGCGGUGUGGACAAUCAAAACUCACCCGAAUACUUUCUCGUCACGCCCCGAGGUAGCGACAACUUCAAUUCGGUUCAAGCGGGAUGUGAGGCGAUAGGAAUGGAUUGCUCUAAACCCGUCUUCUAUCAUGCUGAUCUCGGACCUGGAAAUAUCAUUGUGGAGGACGAGCCGACUACAGGAGAUAUUGGGAUUAUUGACUUUGAAAUCGCUGGUUAUCUUCCUCGAGGUUGGAUUAGGACUAAGUUUCGACUUUCUAGCGGGAUGAACUUGUCUGCUUCAGCAAGCGAUCAUCCAACCUGGUGGAGAGCAGAAGUUCAGAAAGCGCUUGAAGCUCAUGGGUUUGAGGAUCACGUAGAUGCUUGGAUGCGGUGGCGGGGCUAUGGCGCGCCCUAGCAGUGAUUCAAACAUUUCACUAUUGAGGAUUGAGAUAGGAUUUUACGAUU
Messenger RNA from Trematosphaeria pertusa, 1106 nucleotides. RefSeq lists its product as uncharacterized. The record is from RefSeq and is a predicted model, not a curated record. NCBI's taxonomy places the organism in Eukaryota, Fungi, Ascomycota, Dothideomycetes, Pleosporales, Trematosphaeriaceae. The transcript is spliced from 3 exons. The coding region runs from base 124 to 1056 and encodes 310 amino acids.